Molecule: messenger RNA, 1841 nt
Organism: Saimiri boliviensis boliviensis (Bolivian squirrel monkey)
Lineage: Eukaryota; Metazoa; Chordata; Mammalia; Primates; Cebidae
Gene: MOCS3
Product: molybdenum cofactor synthesis 3
Biological process (GO): tRNA wobble position uridine thiolation; protein urmylation
Cellular component (GO): cytosol; cytoplasm
Molecular function (GO): URM1 activating enzyme activity; adenylyltransferase activity; thiosulfate-cyanide sulfurtransferase activity
Source: RefSeq, a predicted model, not a curated record
GACAACUUCCGGAAGGGGUCGUCAUGGCUUCUCGUGAGGAGGUCCUUGCCUUACAGGCUGAAGUUGCCCGACGUGAGGAGGAAUUGUACUCCCUGAAGCAGAAGCUGGCGGCGGCCCUUUUGGCGGAGCAGAAACCGCAGCCGGAACGCCUGGUUCCGGUGUCGCCGCUGCCGCCGAAGGUUGCUCUGUCCCGAGAUGAGAUUCUGCGCUAUAGCAGGCAGCUAGUGCUGCCGGAGCUGGGCGUGCACGGACAGCUGCGCCUGGCCGCCGCGUCCGUGCUAGUCGUGGGCUGCGGUGGGCUCGGCUGUCCCCUGGCGCAGUACUUGGCAGCGGCCGGCGUGGGCCGCCUUGGCCUUGUGGACUAUGACGUGGUAGAGAUGAGCAACCUGGCCCGCCAAGUGCUGCAUGGCGAGGCACUGGCUGGCCAGGCCAAGGCCUUUUCGGCCGCCGCCUCGCUGCGCCGCCUCAAUUCGGAGGUGGAAUGCGUGCCGUACACUCAGGCCCUCACGCCAGCCACUGCCCUAGACCUGGUCCGCCGAUAUGACGUGGUGGCCGACUGCUCGGACAACGUGCCCACUCGCUACCUGGUUAAUGACGCAUGUGUGCUGGCGGGUCGGCCUCUCGUGUCUGCCAGUGCCUUGCGCUUCGAGGGCCAAAUCACAGUCUACCAUUAUGACGGUGGGCCUUGCUAUCGCUGCAUAUUCCCCCAGCCACCCCCAGCGGAGACAGUGACCAACUGCGCGGACGGCGGGGUGCUCGGUGUGGUAACUGGGGUCCUGGGCUGCCUGCAGGCCUUGGAAGUGCUGAAAAUCGCUGCGGGUCUGGGCCCCUCUUACAGUGGCAGCCUGUUGCUCUUUGAUGCCCUGAGAGGGCAUUUCCGCUGUAUUCGGCUGCGGAGUCGCAGGCUUGACUGUGCAGCUUGCGGGGAACGGCCCACUGUGACUGAUCUGCUGGACUACGAAGCUUUCUGUGGCUCCUCAGCCACCGAUAAAUGCCUUUCCCUGCAGUUACUGAGCCCAGAGGAGCGUGUUUCCGUCACCGACUAUAAGCGACUUCUGGAUUCUGGGGCAUCCCAUCUGUUGCUGGACGUCAGGCCUCAGGUCGAGGUAGACAUCUGUCGUUUGCCUCAUGCCCUGCACAUCCCUCUGAAACAUUUGGAACGCAGGGAUGCGGAGAGCCUGAAACUCUUAGGAGAAGCAAUCCGGGAAGGGAAGCUUCGUACCCAAGAAGGGGCUGCUCUCCCCAUUUAUGUGAUUUGCAAACUGGGAAAUGACUCACAGAAAGCCGUGAAGAUCCUCCAGUCCUUAUCCGCAGCUCAAGAGUUAGACUCUUUAACAGUCCGGGAUGUUGUGGGGGGCCUCAUGGCCUGGGCUGCUAAAAUUGAUGGAACAUUUCCACAGUACUAAGGUGACUGCUAUAGUUUGAUGGGAAAGAUGUGAAUAUACAGGAGAUGUAAUAUACAGGAGCUGGGGAUCGUACAGUAUCUGUGAAUACAUGGACUCCUUUUUUAUAAGGAAUUUAAAAAAUUGUUAUGUAUCGGAUGACUUAUUAAUGGAUUAUACUGUUUCUGAGAGCCAUCAUUUUUUUUUUUCCAGCACAUGGAGGGUGUCCUUAACAUGUGAGAUACAACGUGACAGGAUUUUGUAUUUUAAACUGCAGGUCAUUGACCUGUCCUUAUUUUCCACUUCCCCCAGUCAAAAUGCUUUCUAAAUCAUUUUAUACCUGGAAUUAAGGUGCAGUAAACUUAGUUUUAUCAAAUUGAUCACAGAGUAUAUACUUAGGGUCAGUUUACUGUUCAGUUAAGAAAUUCUUGGAUCUUGGCCGGGUGUGGUGGCUUCACU